Drosophila mauritiana is the source of this 1663-nucleotide messenger RNA. Its product is annotated as cell adhesion molecule-related/down-regulated by oncogenes. The record is from RefSeq and is a predicted model, not a curated record. The transcript is spliced from 5 exons. Lineage: Eukaryota; Metazoa; Arthropoda; Insecta; Diptera; Drosophilidae. Bases 461 to 1546 code for a protein of 361 amino acids.
UCGUGAAUUUUCUCUCAGUGCACUGCCCACGGUGGCCGCUGCCGUCGCCUCCGAGGGGUAACACUUGUUCGAAUCGUGUAUUACAGUAGUUUGUUGAUAGCCAGCCCCGCGAACGGAACGCAUACGGAAGAAAACGAUCGCAAGAUCGAUGUGGCUACAAUAUUUACGGACCUCAAUAGCCAAUUGUCGGGUGGAUAGCAGCAGCAAUUGGAUCUCCAGACGCGGAAAAUCGAGAAUUUUGCGAAAUUCGCGAAAAUUCAGUGAGCAUCGACAAAUUGUGUGUGGCAUUAAGUAACCGGAGAAGCAGACCCGGAGUUCCAACUAGUGGAAAAAAUAAUACGCCGUAUCAGCGGAAGCCAGGCGAUUAUGAAGCCUUCGUGUCAGUUGUCCAUCUGGUCUUAGCCACAGUUCCUUCGGCGAUAGCAAGUGGAAGACAAUGUCGCGGAUAUGCUAAGUGGAAAUGGAUCCGAUGAUUUGUGAUCUGUGGUCUGGCCGCAUCUGGCUAUUGAUUCUCAUUUGCCUCUGCGGCUUUCAGCAGUGCCGCGGUUUUUUUGUUGACUAUACAGAGAACACGGAGUUAAUUCAACAGAGAGCCGGAUUCGAUGUCAAGCUGCAGUGCAAUCUCAAAGGUCUGGUCGAUGAGAGUAUGCUGAAUGACAUGAAGAUACAUUGGUACUUUAAGCAAUGCAGCGAAAACAAUUGCCAUCAGUUGGGAUCUGCGGAUGAGUGGACUGCUCUGCCAUGUGAGCCGAGUCUUUGUCGUCCGGAACUCUGGCUCCGGAAUGUGACGGAGCGGUAUUCGGGACUGUACAAGUGCAGCAUUAAUCCGCACAUUUGGGAUAAGGCCCAGGCUGUGGAUGUUCAACUGGUUCGCACCUAUCAGCUGGAUGUUAAGAACACCUCAUUGGCAGCCCCUGAGUUUGUGGACUCGUAUCCCAACAACAAGACCACGUUGGUGGGCAAUAGGGUGGUGUUCCAGUGCCGUGUUCACAGCGAGGAGCAUCCCACAAUCAAGUGGUUUCGCCGGCAGACCUACGUGGGAACUCAGUCAGCUGGAGAAGCCUCCUCGGCACCCACAACCUCCAAUUUUAGCAACCAUAUUGUCCGGUACAAUGGUCGAACAUAUGAACUACUGUCCACCGAUCCAGAAAAGAUGAUGGCACCCCAGAUAUAUCUCAGCAAAUUGAUUCUGGACGGAGUGAGAUUAAGAGAUGCCGGACACUACGCAUGCGUGGCCAUCAGCUAUCGGGGCCAUAAGAUCCGGGAGGCCUUCCUGGAUGUGCUGGCCGACGUGGAGGAUACGGAUCAGGAGAAUGAGUACUGGUCGGACUACGGUAAUGAAGAUGAGGGAGUUCCGACUAGCGAUCGACGGGAGUUCCUGCUGCUCUUCCUUAUGCCUCUGGGAUUGGCUCUUCUUCCAUUGACCGUGUGGUUCAGUUAUCUGUUGUACAAACGCUACUCUGUGGGACACGGCGAUUGCCAGCGAAUAGAUUCGGACGAGGAUCUGGACACGGAAAGGUGUGUUCUCGGGGGAAACAAGCAUUAAAACCGAACACUUUUGAAGCUGCACUACGCUUAUUAAGAUUAUGGAUAAAGACUGUCUAUAGAGUUAAGAAAAGUAGACCUACGAUCUAAAAAUAAAUUUAAGGUUUUAUAUAAACUU